AUCAUUGUUUGCUCUUCUUCCUUUCGCCCUAUCUUCGAAGACGAAUCCAACGAGCGAUGACGACGACGACGACGACGAUGUCGAGCUUCUUCCCGUCGGUUCUCCUCCUUCUCUCAUGCCUCUUCUUCUCCUCCAUUGCUGCUUCUCCUCUUGGAUCUGGCGAUGGGUAUACCAUCACUGGACGCGUUAAGAUCGAUGGUACGGGAACAAGGGGAUUUGGUCUUCCUGCAAAGCUUUCUAAUGCCAAGGUCAUUCUCAAUGGUGGUCAAAGGGUUUCAUUCAUCAGAGCGGACGGUUAUUUCUCAUUCUAUAAUGUGCCAGCAGGGACUCAUUUGAUUGAAGUUUCUGCAAUUGGUUAUUUCUUUUCACCGGUUCGUGUUGAUAUUAGUGCUAGAAACCCUGGUAAAGUUCAAGCUGCACUGACGGAAAACAGGAGGGUUUUGCAUGAACUGGUCUUAGAACCUUUAAAAGAAGAACAGUACUAUGAGAUAAGGGAACCUUUCUCCGUAAUGUCUCUUGUUAAAAGUCCAAUGGGUCUAAUGUUAGGCUUCAUGUUGAUCAUGCUAUUCGUCAUGCCAAAGAUGAUGGAGAAUAUGGAUCCAGAAGAGAUAAGGCGCGCACAGGAAGAGAUGAGGAGCCAAGGUGUUCCUUCCAUUGCUAACUUAUUGCAAGGGAGGAGUAGCUAAAAUGGAAUUUGCAUCAGAGGAGGUGUGGAUGACUCUUUUCUUUUAUGACCAGUACCUUGAAACUUAGAUACUAAACCUGAAUGACCUUUUCUGUCUCCAGAGGAAAGUCAAAUUGCAUCUUUAUCUCUUGUUAUUAACUUGAGGUCACCCAUUUUGCCACCUUCCCUUUGUUAUAUGAUUAAGGGCCUUUAUGUGUAAGAUUUUAUAUCAUCCUCCUUACUCUUCUAUUAUUUCAUGAUUCAAUUUUAGCUCAUCCGAAUCUUUUCUUUACAAGACACAUCCUUUUCCACAACGUUUAAUCGAGUAGGCAGAUGACUUUGUACUGUAUUACAAUAACCGAACGAAGACAUUAUAGUAUGGAAAUUUGGAUUGUUCAA
Messenger RNA from Dioscorea cayenensis subsp. rotundata (Guinea yam), 1063 nucleotides. Its product is annotated as ER membrane protein complex subunit 7 homolog. The record is from RefSeq and is a predicted model, not a curated record. Gene Ontology annotation, cellular component: EMC complex. Gene Ontology annotation, molecular function: carbohydrate binding. NCBI's taxonomy places the organism in Eukaryota, Viridiplantae, Streptophyta, Magnoliopsida, Dioscoreales, Dioscoreaceae. The transcript is spliced from 7 exons. Bases 57 to 686 code for a protein of 209 amino acids.